Messenger RNA from Hansenula anomala, 1389 nucleotides. It is a transcript of the gene DFG16, whose product is annotated as Dfg16p. Bases 1 to 1389 code for a protein of 462 amino acids. Gene Ontology annotation, biological process: cellular response to pH. Gene Ontology annotation, cellular component: plasma membrane. The record is from RefSeq and is a predicted model, not a curated record. The transcript has a single exon. NCBI's taxonomy places the organism in Eukaryota, Fungi, Ascomycota, Saccharomycetes, Phaffomycetales, Wickerhamomycetaceae.
AUGGCUACGUAUGGUGGCUUUGAUGUUUAUGAGUUGACAGCAGGGACUCUUGACGUAUCAGAUGGAAGCUUGUUUAACUUAUCAUAUCCUGCUUAUUUCCUUGCAAAUGUCACAUCAAACGUUUUCAAUAGCAGUGAAUUUCAGAAGGAUAUACUCAAUAUUUCAAAUGAGCUAUACCCUAUGUUUUAUAAUAAGGAGUCAUUUAUGGGUGGAGUUGUGACAAUCUCUUUUGUUUUAAGUGGGAUAGUAACAGCAAGUUGGAUGUUAUUUUUAUUGUUGUUUCUAGCUUCCAAUACUAUUCCAAAUUCAUUGAUUUUAACAAAUCUAUUUUAUUCAGUUGGACAUAGCGUUAUGCUAACAAAGCUAACUUCUAUUUUGAAAUGUCAAUAUAAACACAACUAUUCAGAUAUGGAUGAAAUUAAAAAACUUUUGAGUUUUGGAACAAGUUUCUUAAUAGUUCGUUCUAUCACAAACUUAUUGAUUUGGAUUUCAUGGGUUGACAUAAUGAUCCAAAUAUCAAAAUAUUCAUAUAAAAGAAGAAUCAUAAUAUGGGGGAUUGGUUUAAGUGUUUGUAAUUUUGUUGUGAGGUUAAUUUAUGGUAUAAUGUACACAAGGUACGAUCAUCACACAUCAAAAUUUAAAGGAGUGAAAGCUUUACAUUUUUUCUUAGAUUAUCUUAUGUUGCUUAUCUUCACUUUUCAAGUUGCAAGAUAUACGUUCCAGAAGAGAAAAUUUGCAUAUCAUAGAAAAGCGUUUGCAUUGGCUAUUUUCUGUUGGAUAACAUUAAUAGUUCCUUUUAUAUUUGCCACAAUAGAUCUAUGCUCAGAGACCUUGAGAACUUGGUCAACUUAUAUUUUUUCAUUUUCAGUGUUUUGUGUUAUUGUUGUGAUAUGGGAAUGGGUUCAUACUAUUAGGAGUUUGGAAUUAAGAUAUGAGAGAAAAGCAGUAUUAGGGAGAAGAAUCUCAAAUGAUAGUUUCUUGGAAGACCCAAUGAAUCCAAACUUGGAUCCUAAACAUCGUCAUAACAAUGGCUACAUCUUGAAGAGUAUCAAUGUUCUAAGCAUACUUUCAUCUUUUAAAAUUUGUGGAGAAUUGAAGAACAAGUUAACCUUACCAAGUUCAACAGCCAGAAGGAACACUGAUCAGCAUGAAGACGUGUCAUUCUUCGAGAUGGUGGAUGAUCUUUCAAGACAGAGCUCCUACCAAGGGUCAGCCAUGUCGUAUGAGAAUGAUAACCAUCCUGAAUUCAAUGUUGACCAUCGGUACCUGAGGAAUACUCCUUCAACAUUUGCUGGAAGUCGAGUAACUCCAAUCAGCAACCACCUCAACUCGGAACAACAAACUUCAAGAACAAAUACACCUAGACAUGAUAGCAAUGAUAAUAGUUAA